Molecule: messenger RNA, 360 nt
Organism: Phytophthora sojae
Lineage: Eukaryota; Oomycota; Peronosporomycetes; Peronosporales; Peronosporaceae
Exons: 2
Coding region: 1-360 (119 amino acids)
Source: RefSeq, a predicted model, not a curated record
AUGAAGCUCAGCGCCACGAGGACGAUCAGACCGCGGCAGCGCACGGCGUCUGUAUCUACUGCAGGAAGUGCUUGCAUGCCCCUGCGGCCGACGAGCGAUGGCUCGGCGAGCGGCACGCAGUCGGCCGGUUGCCUCGCUGGCAGCAGCGUGGUGCUCAGCGGCGAGGAGGCCGGGGUGAUGUCGGAGUUCGGUUCGGUGGACGACGGCGAGUCGGCGAGCAGCAGCUUCCCCAGCGUCCCCGGCGGCGAGAUCGGCGACGGUGGGGCGGAGCAGGUUGGUGUUGGUGUGCGCUUGAGCCGGGCAAGUGAGCAGAGCAAGUCUGCGCGAGAAGCGCUGGCCGGGUUUGCUUGGCUAGCCUAA